Centruroides sculpturatus (bark scorpion) is the source of this 980-nucleotide messenger RNA. RefSeq names its product casein kinase I-like. Bases 39 to 980 code for a protein of 313 amino acids. The record is from RefSeq and is a predicted model, not a curated record. Lineage: Eukaryota; Metazoa; Arthropoda; Arachnida; Scorpiones; Buthidae. Gene Ontology annotation, biological process: peptidyl-serine phosphorylation; negative regulation of canonical Wnt signaling pathway; signal transduction. Gene Ontology annotation, molecular function: ATP binding; protein serine/threonine kinase activity. The transcript has a single exon. Gene Ontology annotation, cellular component: nucleus; cytoplasm.
AAAAAGUCAGUGGAACUCUAGAUAUACGUUAUAACGAAAUGGCUAGCGCCAGUAGUUCAACAAAAAAAAACUUCAUCGUCGGUGGAAAGUAUAAAUCCAAAUGUAAGUUAGGAAGUGGUUCAUUCGGAGAAGUUUAUUUUGGCAUCGACAUCACAGAUGAAAAACAGGUAGCUAUAAAAUUGGAGUCAAGAGUGGUAAAGAAAUCACGACUACUCUACGAAGGUAAAGUAUAUGAAAUUCUUCAAGGUGGUAUCGGUAUACCUGAUAUACUAUGGUAUGGAGAAGAAAGAAAUUAUAAUGCUUUAGUCAUGGAUCUUCUUGGACUAAGUUUAGAAAAACUUUUUACAUUACGUUCACGACGUUUUACUAUGAAAACUGUCUUAAUGCUAGCUGAUCAGAUGAUUGAACGAAUUGAAUAUGUUCACAAUAAGAAUUUCAUUCAUCGAGAUAUUAAACCAGAUAAUUUUGUUAUUGGAAUUGGAAAACAUCUCAAUAAGCUUUAUCUCAUAGAUUUUGGUUUAGCAAAACAAUAUAUUCGCAAAGGACAACAUAUACCUUAUCGUGAAGAUAGAAAUUUGACUGGUAGUAUCAGUUAUGUUAGCAUUAAUACUCACUUGGGUAUUGAACAAAGUCGUAGGGACGAUAUGGAGUCGAUAGGAUAUAUGUUAAUGUAUUUUAAUCGUGGAAGGCUGCCGUGGCAAGGUUUGAAAGCAGCAACCAAAAAACAAAAAUAUGAAAAAAUAAGUGAAAGAAAAAUGUCGAUAUCAGCAGAAGUUCUUUGUAAUGGAUUUCCGACCGAAUUUGCAGCGUACUUGAAUUACUGUCGAAAUCUCCGCUUUGAUGAAACACCAAAUUAUACGUACCUGAGGCAAUUAUUUAGCAAUUUAUUUCGCAUACUUAAUUACGAAUACGACUGCAUAUUCGAUUGGAAUCAGCCUAAGCAAAAACAGAAGACCGACCAGCCGGAAGUAGCAAAUUGA